Molecule: messenger RNA, 2814 nt
Organism: Parathielavia appendiculata
Lineage: Eukaryota; Fungi; Ascomycota; Sordariomycetes; Sordariales; Chaetomiaceae
Exons: 5
Coding region: 1-2814 (937 amino acids)
Source: RefSeq, a predicted model, not a curated record
AUGGCACAACGACGACGCCGGUCCGGCGCACAUGUGGCCGGCAUCAUUGGGGAGCCCCAAGCGUUGCCAGCGCUUCUUUAUAACUGGGCGUCCUCAGAUGAAAGACGGGCUUUCCACUUCUUCCAGCACAUCACGGCGCCCUGUCUCUCUGGUGAGCUCGAUGGUGCCUUUUGGCGCGUGCUGGUGCUCCAGGUCUGCCAGUCCGAGCCCGCCGUCCGCCAUGCCAUCCUUGCCGUGAGCAUCUUACACGAAGGCAUGGUCCAGGCGGGCAUGACGCCCUACGCCAACGUCAAGGACCGGAACUCGUUUGCGCUGCACCAGUACAAUCGCGCCAUCGCUUGUCUGCUGGACCAGAUGCGGACGGUCGACGCGAGGCCACUGGUCCCGCUUCUGACUUGCCUACUCUUUGUCUGCAUUGAGCUCAUGCAGAGCAAGGACAGAGAAUCCCUCCUUCAUCUCGAACAGGGCCGCCAGAUAUUGAACCAGCUGGGGCGCAAGUCCUCGGCACGAAAUCCCGAGAUCGAUCUCAUCAAACAGCACCUCGUGCCCAUCUACACUCGCCUAAGCUUGACGUCGCUGAUGCUUGGCGGUACACCCGUCGAGAUACCAACUCCACUCAAGACAUUGACCGAGUUGCCCAUGGUGUUCGAGUCGAUCGAUGAGGUCCGGUACGCGCUCUAUGACUUUAUGGACGAAUGCCUCCGGUUCGCAAAGAAGAGUCACGUGGCCAAGCUCAGAGAGAUUCCCCCAGAUCAGAUGCGGGCGUUUGAGAAGGAUCAAGACUACCUGCUGAGGAAACUUGCAAGAUUCAACGUCGCCUUCUCGCUGUACCGUGCAACCAAAUCCCAUGACGCGCCGGCCGGUUCCAUUUGCCUCAUACAGAUACACAUCCACAGCACCUCAAUCUGGGUAUCAACAGCGCUCAGUCAGCAUGAGACAGCUUUUGACGACCACAUCGACGCCUUCUCGGCCAUGAUUCCACUCGCCACCGAAUUCCUCAACACGUCUAGCAUGCCUCCACCGAGCCAGGAGCAGCAGCAGGCAUCGGGCCGGGCAUUCGACACGCGCCGCUUCUCCGCCAUGUUUACGUUUGAAAUGCACAUUAUUGCACCGCUUUACUUUGUGGCGGCCAAAUGCAGGCAUCCACUCAUCCGGCGUGCUGCACUCGACCUCCUCCAGCGCAACCCAGCGCGCCGCGAGAAUCUGUGGCGAGCCAACGUGAUGGCAGCUAUCGCAGAGCGGACGAUGCGACUUGAGGAGAAGCAUUUGGCCCCAGACAAUCAACCUCACUCUCAGCACCCGUCGCCGCCCGAGCUGAUCGUGCCUUGGCCCGGCAUGUCAAGUUUACACGAGGAUCCCUGGUCAGGCAACCGCUCGGAUGCCCCGUUUUAUACGUUUGGCUCGAUUAACCUGGGGGCGCCAUUGGCAGCUGAUGGCGGGCCAUCCUUGGACAGCUUCGACACUUACCAGGGGCCGGUAACGUCGUCUUGCUCGUCCUCCUCGGCAACGGGAAGCGCGGAUGCGGGAAGCCUGGGCGACGUUGCGGGACAAAUGCCGAUCGAUCCGGAGCUUUUCUUCGACCCUACCGAGGUAUCGACUGCUCAUUCCUUCAGCGCCGCGCCUUCCAUCGCAUCCUCGCUCGACGACCUCGCCGUCCCGCCGGUGUCGACCCCUUAUCUCGGGACGUCUACCGAGUCGCCGUCGGAGCUAUGGAGCGGUACGACGGCACAAGCGGCCCCGGGCAGCGCGCUUGAGCCGGCGACGCCGUUGGAUAGCGGCGAGACUUUUAUCCUGCCCUUGUCGUCGUAUGCACACUCGCGGGGGCGCUCACGCUCGCACUCGCGGCCGCCGUCCCGAUCCCGCGGGCCGUCGUCGUUGGCGUCUGAUGGGUCCCCGGCUUUGCAACCGACAGGGAUGGAGACGGGAACGGCGUCGGGGCCGAACAUGUCCGGAUUUCAGGCGUACCCGAACCUGGGCUUCGGUCAGCUGAGUCCGACCACGGGGUUGCGGAGUUCGGAUGCGCCGUACGAUGUCCCUGAGCGGUUCCGGGUGCAUGAGUCGAUCAUUGGCCCGGAUAAGGAGGAUGGAACCAGCUGGGUCAUGAUGUUUCGGAAGCUUGGGGGGCUGAAUGCGGAGUGGGAUGUGAUGACUGAAGCAAUCUUGGAGUACAUGUUGCUUCGGCAGAGAGGAGGUAAAGGCUGGCCUCCCGAGAACCGCUCUUCACGACCGACGUCACAGCACUCACAGCCCAGCAGCAACGAAGUGGUGCAUCCUCCCCAGAUAGGAGACAGAGCGCCGUCUCUGGGAGAGACCAUCCGCUUCCCGCACGACAAGCCCGUGCUGGUCGUCUUCCUGCGGCACUGCGGCUGUCCCUUUGCCGAAAAGACAUUCAAGCUGCUUACGAACAUUUCGAAUCACCAUCCCAAAAUCCACUGCGUUGCUGUCUCGCAGUCGACGCAGGAGGAUACAGAUACGUGGAUCGUCCAGGUAGGAGGCGAGUGGGAGGUCCAGGUUAUUGUCGACCCCCAGCGCGAGCUGUACCAUGCCUGGGGCCUGGGCCUGAGCUCAACCUGGUAUGCCGUCAAUCCGCUGGCCUUGUGGCAUGCCUGGAAGCUGGGCACCGAGGAGGGGAUAUGGAACCGCAAUGCUGAGAGCGGCAGCAGGUGGCAGAUUGGCGGAGCUUUCGGCAUUGAUGCCCAGGGAUUUGUGCGAUGGGGUGGUCCUGCUGCCAGCGCGGACGAUGUGCCGGACUUUAAGGAAGCGCUGAGGGUUUUGGGUGUCAAUUGGGUGAGCCCAAGGGGCAGUAUGAGUUGA